UCUUUUAAAAUUACGAACGAAAUCACACAUAUACACAGUACGUAUGUAGUUACUAGUUAAUUGCGUUUGAAAUAUUUUUCUAAAACUACUAUAAACCAAUAAUCUUUAAGCCGUUCUUAUCUUAAAGCAUUGAACGACCUUUGUAAUUAAUUGUAAAAGUGUAUAACCUCAAACAGUAUGUGAGAUUAUUUAUUGGAGAAAAACAAUUCAAGUUACACAUUUGUUGUAUUUAUCAUCAACCUAUACCCGUGUUGUGGUCUUACAAGGUUGUUUAAAAAAUAAACAUGGGUAAUAAGUCUUCUUUGUUGCUAAGAGAAGAGGAAAUCGCGCAAAUCCAAGAAGAAACGGGAUUUACACCAAACCAAAUUGAGCGUUUAUACUCACGGUUCACAUCUCUAGACAAAAAUGAUUGUGGAACCCUCUCACGGGAUGACUUCUUAAGGAUUCCAGAACUUGCCAUAAACCCGCUGAGUGAAAGGAUUGUCCACUCAUUCUUUGCUGAUAGUCAUGAUGAUAGGGUGAACUUCUUGCAGUUCAUGAGAGUAUUGUCACACUUUAGGCCAAUCAGGAAAAAUAGGGAGAAUAAGUUGAACAGCCGAGAAGAAAAACUGAGGUUUGCAUUCUCAAUGUACGACUUGGACAACGAUGGGAAAAUAUCAAGGGAUGAACUGUUGGCAAUUCUCCACAUGAUGGUGGGUGCAAACAUAAGCGAAGAACAACUUACAAGCAUCGCCGAGCGCACCAUUUUAGAAGCCGACACCAAUAACGAUCAAAUGAUAUGUUUCGAAGAGUUUUGUCAUGCUCUUGAGAGGACGGAUGUAGAACAGAAGAUGUCCAUUCGCUUCCUCAAUUGACCUCCAAACUCAUGAACCAUAUACAUCAAGUAUAUUCUGACCAUAAUACUGGCGGUCAUUAUUUAUGGGCUUCUAACAAAAAAAUGAAUUCGUGCUCUAUGCUCUAUGACAUUACACAUUGUGUCCAGUGUAAAUUUAAUUCUUUGUUAAUUAUAUCAUAGUACCUUAGUUGGUAAAAAACAGGGAUGUUUAAUUUUUAAUAUUACGCCUAAUGUAUUUUGGCUGAUGUAAGUUUAAUAAUAAUUAAAUUAUUUUUUUUAAAUUAAAAAUGUAUACCUAUUACAACAUUGAUGUAUUCUAAGUGGGUAGCGAGUUUUGUUUAAUUUUGUUAUUAUUUACCUUUCAUUCCAAUAAUAUUUACUCAAUUAACAGCAUUUAUAUUGCUAUACUUAUAUUGUUUUUUUUUUAAUACUCGUUUUGAAUUUAAAAAAAAAAUUGUCAGCCUUAACUGUUAAAAAAAUUGCAAGUGCCCGUUUUUUGCAGAGUAAAGAAAACUAUUUAAAAAGUCACUUGGUUUAAACUGCAUUUCGUUUCGUAAAUAAUUGAGUAUGACAAGUAUCUACAGGACAUGCAACCACAGAAAAUGUGGCGGGCGCUCAAUGUUACAUGACUAAAAUAUAUAGUGUACUUAGUACCUAUAUUAGCUUAGAAUGUUACUGUUUAGAUUAGACAAUAGAAAAAAAACGCGUGCCCACCAAAAAAAAGUUUAAAUGUUAUAUUUAUUGCUGUGUAAUUAAAUCAAUAUAAUAUUUUUAUAAAAAAAAAAGAA
This is a messenger RNA of Galleria mellonella (greater wax moth), 1623 nucleotides long. RefSeq names its product calcineurin B homologous protein 1 (gene elm). The record is from RefSeq and is a predicted model, not a curated record. The transcript has 4 exons. NCBI's taxonomy places the organism in Eukaryota, Metazoa, Arthropoda, Insecta, Lepidoptera, Pyralidae. Gene Ontology annotation, molecular function: calcium ion binding. Bases 285 to 854 code for a protein of 189 amino acids.